This is a messenger RNA of Impatiens glandulifera, 738 nucleotides long. RefSeq names its product secreted RxLR effector protein 161-like. Lineage: Eukaryota; Viridiplantae; Streptophyta; Magnoliopsida; Ericales; Balsaminaceae. The transcript has a single exon. The record is from RefSeq and is a predicted model, not a curated record. Bases 1 to 738 code for a protein of 245 amino acids.
AUGGAGCAUAGGGCUCAACUCUAUAAGGAUCCCGAAGGACAACCGAUUGAUGCAAUUGAAUAUCGAAGAGUCAUUGGUUGUCUGCGCUCUCUCCUUCAUACAAGGUCAGAUCUUUCUUAUGCUGUUGAUGUUGUCAAUAUAUUCAUGAAGAGGCCAACUGAGAUACAUCACAAGGCAGUGAAGCAGGUGCUUCGAUACCUUCAAGGCACUAUACACUUAGGUCUAGUGUUUCGAAAAGGAGGUGAUGACGAGGAAAUAAUGGGUUACUCUGAUAGUGAUCUUGCAGGUGACCUAGAUGACCGGAAAAGUACGGGGGGCAUGGCGUUUUAUAUUAACGAUAGUCUUGUUUCGUGGAACUCCCCAAAACAGAAGACAGUGGUAUUAUCCUCAUGUGAAGCAGAGUUCAUGGCUGCAGCAGCGGCAGCGUGUCAAGCACUUUUGUUGAAAUCAUUGUUGUUUGAACUAAGUGGUUCGAAACCUAAGGUAGUGAAGCUCUACGUCGACAACAAGUUUGCACUUGCACUCAUGAAAAACUCAGUUUUUCAUGGUCGUAGAAAACCCAUCGACACGAAAUAUCAUUUCAUUCGAGAGUGUGUUGAAGGAAGUCAAGUCAAAGUAGAGUUUGUUCGAAUGGAUGAACAGAAGGCCGACAUACUUACGAAGACUUUGCCAGCAUCAAAACUGGUGAUGAUGCGACACCUAAUCGGUGUUCGUAAUCUCGAACCACGCCAGGACUAA